UAUUGCAGUCCGACAUUCAUGAGUAUUCACGACUGUAUUUUGUCGGCCGCAACGAACAAUGACUGAGACAAUGAUGACGCGACGAGUGCGCCGUCGACUGGACAACGAGACUUGUCUGGGCAACGAAAACUGUGUAGCUUAAGUCGAGAAAACGGUUUCAUCGUUGCUGAUAAUAAAACGGUUGCUCGUCGCGACGCCCACCACUAAUUGUCACUGAUUGUCACUGUCACAGUCACUCACUAUUAUAAAUAGCGAAAAAUAGUGUCGAAUUAAUUUUGAUAUGUAUCAAUUCUAAUAAUUCUUGAUAUAAAAUAAGUUGACCUUUAUUAUUUAACGUAUAAAUGUGGUGCAUUGAUUAUGUAAACUGAAAUUUUAUUAAUGGAUUAACUGCUAAAUAACCUACAAAAAAAACAAUAAUUAUAAUAUAUUAUAAUAACAAUAUUUUUUUCGCUUUAUUUUUUCGCUAAUUUCGUAAAUUUGAACAACAACAUGCAGCCGGAACUACACGUAGACCCUAGUAUAUAUAUGCGAAAAUUUCCGCGGUUUGAGAGACCUACGAUCAUUGGUUACAUCGGUCUUGAAAACCUUAAGUAUGCACGACAUGUGGGUAACCGAAGAGUUCAUUAUGAUUUAAACUUGCAUUAUGAUAAAGCAAUACAUCGUCCUGCAGACCUAGAUGUUAAGAUAACAGAAUUACUCAAGUUUUUGCUAGAGCAUGAAACUCGAUUAAACUUUCCUCUAGAAACUAGUUUAAGAAACGCAAAGUUUUUUUGCUAUAGAGGCCUUCUUACUUGCAUAGCAUGCACACCAUAUGAAAAUAGAGAACCAUGGAAAAUCGUAGCAAUUCUGCACAAAGGCAAUAUCUAUCUAUGUGCAAGAGAUACAGAAGAGAAAAUAAGCAGAAAAAUGAAUAUGACAGAAAGAGAUAAACUAUUUACCUCAUGGGGCUAUAAGUUUGAGCAGUAUCUGCUAUCUGAUGAGCCUGAUGUGGAACCAAAUCCUGAUGUUCCCGUAGAUGAAAAUGAAGAAUUCUCUUUAGUUUUUAAAACACAGUUGAAUAAACACACUAUAGUAUUUGGUGCUGAAAUGGAUGGAAUCAGAUGUGAUAAAACUAGAAUCACCAAGCCUCCAACAGAACUUGGGCCAGAAGGUAUCAUACAAUAUCUAGCCAACAAAGAGUUUAUAGAACUGAAAACCAAUAGGCAUAUAGAAAAUGGGAAGCAGGAAAAUAGUUUUAGGCGCUUUAAAGCAAAAAAAUGGUGGUGCCAGUCUUUUCUUGUGGGUAUAGACAAAAUAUUAUGUGGAUACAGAGAUGACAAUGGAAUUGUAGAAGAAUUAAGAAUAUGCAAUGUAGGAGACUUGCCCCGGAAGUCUCAGAGAUUUUGGAAUUCGGAUGUCUGCUUCAACUUUAUAGAUGACUUCUUAGUAUAUGUGAAGAGGUGUUUAUCGAGAAAAAUCAAACAUAAAUAUGGUGAGAAAGCACUAGAUGACCUACAAGCUCUACCACUCAUGACCUUGAUGUUUGAGUGGACACCUGGUAUGCCUGUUCACGUGACAGAAAAUUAUUCGCAUGACGAUGAUCCCAUAUUGUUACCUUGGUUUUUAAAUAACUAUGGUAAGGUACAAAAAAGCAUGUAAGUCAAUAUUGUUAAUAAUUAGGUAUAAUAAAGAUAAUAUAUAUACGUUUAAAAUCAAAACCUUGUCUUUACUCAAAUACCGUGACCUCUAAUUCACAUUUGUUAAGUGACAUAGUAUUACUACGUGAUUAAAUUAACGUAGUUAAUAUUCUGCUUGAACAAUCUAAAUUACACUACACGACUAAGGGUAAGAUUUGCAAGCUAUAGAAUUUUUUGUAAAAUUUUGUCUCCACUUCGCGCAUAUUUUUUUAUUACAACAAUGACAGCUAAAAUAAAAAGACAUCUUGGGUUAAGACUGGUUAAAACUAUAUUAGAAUGUAGACGCGUAGAACAACAUUUUCUCAUAUUUAGUGUUUUGAGCUUCAUAUUCAAAAACAAUAAAAAAAUAAAUAUGGACUACUUCACAUAUAUUGUUCUGAACCCAAAGUAAGUUGCUAAAGCACUUGUGUUAUGGAAUUCCGAUGAAACGAAAGUAUAGGAAACACCCAGUCCCGAGACAAUGUAGAAAUGUGAAUUUUUACAUUGACCCGACCAGGGAUCGAAUCCGGAACCUCAGAGCUAGCGACACCUUGAAACCGGUGCGAACGCCUCUCAACCACGGAGGUUAUGAAACAAGUAAUAAAGGUAAUAAAUAACAAACAGUAGCAAAUACUAUCGUACCAUUUAUUAUCACUGCAUAGCAAAUGGUGUAAAUCAACAUCCAUAAAAGACUAAUCAACAACAUGGAUAUCUUCACUUACAACUAGAUAUGCUUAAUAUAACUAAUAAUGUAUUAUCAUACAUUCAUAAAAAAUAUUUAGAAAAUAAAAACAAUAAUUAACAGAACAACAUAGUUGUAAUAAAAUUAAAUGGUGUCAUGUAUUAAUACGUGUCUACCAAUGUUAAUGCUGUAUUUACAUAACAAUGAUUCAUUUUAGCAACAAAAUCUCUAUUGUGUGACUUAUAUGUUUUCAUAAAAUCAUACAAUCAAAUUUUAACAAUUAUUUCUAAAAUAAAUCAUAAAUUUAAAUUAUAUAAUCUAAUAUAUGCAUUACAUUUAACGUUAUAUGUUCAAAGAACGCACAUUAAAAUUCUACAAUUUUAUUAAAAUAUACACUUAUCAAUCCAUAUUUAGUCAAGACUUAAACAAAAUGGCUUUCCACAUGAGAGAUGAUCCUUCUUCUCAUAACAUUUUAAAUAUCUUUGUUUUUUCGUUAGAUUAAAGAUGUCACGUACAAUUAA
This is a messenger RNA of Trichoplusia ni (cabbage looper), 2858 nucleotides long. RefSeq names its product decapping and exoribonuclease protein-like. Lineage: Eukaryota; Metazoa; Arthropoda; Insecta; Lepidoptera; Noctuidae. The transcript has 4 exons. Gene Ontology annotation, biological process: NAD-cap decapping; nuclear-transcribed mRNA catabolic process. The coding region runs from base 490 to 1638 and encodes 382 amino acids. The record is from RefSeq and is a predicted model, not a curated record. Gene Ontology annotation, cellular component: cytosol; nucleus. Gene Ontology annotation, molecular function: mRNA 5'-diphosphatase activity.